GUGGCACCCGGUCCCCUGACACCCAGCGCUGACUCACAGACUCCGCGGGGAGGAGCCUGGCCCGAGGCUAAGAUCGAGCAGCUGGGCCAUGGCUCCUCCUCUCUUCUCACUUUCCCCGUGCUCCUCCCCUGCCUGGGAGGGCACAAAACACCGAUUGCGAGCAAAUUCCUGGCCUAGCACGGCCGGCCAGCCUGGGGCAGAAAUGGCUGCCGGUGGCCGAGGUCUCAGCAGGGCCAUGGGAGCCUCUCCCUGCCCUGCUUGGAGACAAGCUCGCUGGGAAGCCAGGGGCGACCUGAAGCCCGAGUAUGACGCAGUGGUGAUAGGAGCAGGACACAACGGGCUGGUGGCUGCGGCGUACCUGCAGAGACUGGGGGUGAGCACGGCGGUCUUCGAGAGGCGCCAUGUGAUCGGGGGCGCAGCUGUCACCGAGGAGAUAGUCCCAGGGUUUAAGUUCUCCCGAGCGUCCUACCUCCUCAGCCUGCUGAGGCCGCAGAUCUACACCGACCUGGAGCUGAAGAAGCACGGGCUGAGGCUUCACCUUCGGAACCCCCACUCCUUCAGCCCCAUGCUGGAAGAGGGCACAGGAAGCAAGACACCCAGGUCCCUUCUGCUGGGCGCAGACAUGGCGGAAAACCAGAAGCAGAUCGCCCAGUUCUCGCAGAAGGAUGCCCAGGCCUUUCCCAGGUACGAGGAGUUCAUGAAUCGCUUGGCAUUAGCCAUUGACCCUCUGCUGGACGCAGCGCCUGUGGACCUGGCGGCCUUCCAGCGUGGCUCCCUGCGGCAGAGGGCCAGGGCGCUCUCCAGCCUCAAGCCCCUGCUGCAGGCAGGCUGCAUCCUGGGGGCCCAGCUCCCCCGGUAUUACGAGGUCCUCACGGCUCCCAUUGCCAAGGUGCUGGAUCAGUGGUUUGAGUCAGAGCCUCUAAAAGCCACUCUAGCAACAGACGCCGUGAUUGGAGCCAUGGCAAGUCCCCGCUCUCAGGGGAGUGGGUAUGUGCUGCUGCACCACGUGAUGGGGAGCCUGGAAGGGAUGCGGGGGGCCUGGGGCCUCGUCCAGGGAGGCAUGGGUGCCCUCUCUGAUGCCAUCGCCAGCUCGGCCACCACGCACGGAGCAAGUAUCUUCACUGAAAAGGCAGUGGCUAAGGUGCAGGUGAGCAGCGAAGGCCGCGUGCGAGGAGUCGUGCUGCGAGACGGCACGGAGGUGAGGAGCAAAGUGGUGCUGUCCAACGCGUCGCCGCAGGUCACCUUCCUGAAGCUGGUGCCACAGAAGUGGCUUCCAGAGGAGUUCGUGAAAAGAAUCUCUCAGCUGGACACCCAGUCUCCUGUCACCAAGAUCAAUGUGGCUGUAGACAGGUUGCCCAACUUCCUGGCAGCCCCCAAUGCUCCCGGGGGCCAGCCGCUGCCACAUCACCAGUGCUCCAUCCACCUGAACUGCGAAGACACCCUCCUCCUCCAGCAGGCCUUCGAAGACGCCGUGGACGGCCUGCCUUCCCGCAGGCCCAUGAUUGAGCUGAGCAUCCCCUCCGCGCUGGACCCCACGCUGGCGCCCCCCGGCUGCCACGUCAUCUCCCUCUUCACUCAGUACACGCCCUACACGCUGGCUGGGGGCAAGGUCUGGGACGAGCAGGAGAGAAACGCUUACGCAGACAAAGUGUUCGACUGGAUCGAGGCCUACGCCCCGGGCUUCAAGGCCUCUGUGGUGGGCAGAGACAUCCUCACGCCGCCAGACUUGGAGAGAAUCUUCGGGCUUCCCGGAGGGAACAUCUUCCACGGUGCCAUGUCCCUGGACCAGCUCUACUUCGCCCGGCCUGUGCCCCUGCACUCCGGCUACCGCUGCCCCCUGCCGGGCCUGUAUCUCUGCGGCAGUGGGGCCCACCCUGGAGGAGGCGUCAUGGGAGCCGCUGGAAGAAAUGCAGCCUCUGUGGUCUUUAGGGACCUCAAGAGCACGUCCCUGAAUGAACUCUGACCCAGGAAGAGCUCACCCCUGAAUUCUAAGUGCUCCACUGGGUCAGCUUCCCAGGAAGCUCAGCUCCAAAGGCUAUUACUUGAGGCAGUCAAGUCCUCAAGGCUCAGGCCAUUGUGAUAGAAGAAACCUGAAGUUACACUUAAGGCAAAUUAACCUUGCACCCCAUGCCUCCAUGAAUGAACUAGUUUGUUUUAUUAAAAACGAUAUUUCAUACAGA
Molecule: messenger RNA, 2180 nt
Organism: Lemur catta (Ring-tailed lemur)
Lineage: Eukaryota; Metazoa; Chordata; Mammalia; Primates; Lemuridae
Gene: PYROXD2
Product: pyridine nucleotide-disulphide oxidoreductase domain 2
Exons: 16
Coding region: 89-1963 (624 amino acids)
Molecular function (GO): oxidoreductase activity
Source: RefSeq, a predicted model, not a curated record